AAGUGCUCACUUUAAAUACAGCACUUGAGUGGGGAUGGUUGUGGUUUGCUUUAGUAAGAGUCUUUCACUGCUGACUGUGACACUGUUCAGGUCAAUCACAAGAGGAUCAGUGCAGAUGCCCAGUCAUUCACAGCACUGUUAACAGCACAACACCACACACUCUAAGAGCCUUUCACACAUCCCAGUCUGCGAUGGUCACUAAGAUACUGUCUGUGGAGGAGAUCUUCAGUCUUUACAUGACUAUCUGAAGAAGAAGGAGAUGCAGUAUAACUCAUGCUGAAAGCCAAACACUGCAUGAUGAGCAUGUGAAAGUGAAAAGGACUAACCUGUCUGUGCUUGGGCCUCUGGUCCAGAACAUCAGAGAAUUAGAGGAGAAUCAGGAGGAGUUGCAGGACACGCUGGACUUGUUGAGAGAUAAUAUGACCCAGAGUUACACGAGCUUGCAGAGUCAGAGAAGGAAGCCUGUCUGGCAGCCAUUCAAAAAGUUUACUGUGUCUGGAUCGGCCUCAGUAUGAAGUGUCCAAGCUAUAGUGAUGAUUCAACAGUUUUAUGUCACAUGGAGAAAGCUGAAACAGACCUCGGAGAGGUGAAGGGCCACAGGGUUUCGCCACGGAAAACAGCCCCCCGCUCCCCCGUGGCACCCAACAUCUCCACCCCUGUGGAGACCAGAAGCAAAGGCCCCCACAAUAAAGAAAACUACCAGAAUAAGCGUCAUUCUCUAGACGUGGCAUCGGACGAUGAGGUGAUUCUCAGCAGCAGCGGCCUAACCGAGGACAGCGGCUACCUUUCCCUCCAAAACAGCCGGGUGGAUCACGGGGACGUGGAUGGCGCGGACUCUCUGGAGAGGAGUGAAGAGAAACGUGUGUCCUCUCAGUCCUCGGCCGUGGAGUGUCAUUCUGCGCCCUGUCUGCCCGUGUUGAACUUUCAGGAGGAGGUGUGCAGAGAGCUGGCUGAAAGCUUUAAAAAGAGCAAAAGUUACGACUGGACCGUCGUCGAUAAGGUUGCUGAGAACUACGGGCUGUAUAAUGUGAUCGGUGGGAAGAUGGGACGGCCGUCUGUGGACAUCCUUUGCGGCCUGUUGAGGAAAGACAUGAGGCAUAUCCUAGCCAGGAUAUUGGGCCUGUUGGGAGAUUGCGACUUAAUAAGCUGUAGAAAAGUGAGCCGGACAUGGCGCAAAAUCAUUUGCGAAGAUCAGGUGGCCCUUCGGCGCUGCAGAGUAGCGGAAAGAACGUUAAGGGACUCCGGUCGCUCCGCGGGCUCAUUAUCACGAGACCUCACCUUGAGCAGGGUGGUGUUCUCCUGCAUGCAGACCGUCGCCUCUACACCCGUUCACAAGGCCGUUAAGAAGCCGCAGUGCCAGACGGGCGGAGCGCGAAACACAUCCAGGUCAAGUCGCUUCCAGCAGUUUCAUGAGGUGGCUCAGUCGCUCAAACAGGAUGAAUCUCUACGAUCGUGUAUCCUCUGCGGCUUUGCAGCACGGUACAACGCAGCCAUGAAGAAGGCUGUGUGCUCGCGCACCGGCUGUGCUUUUGAGUUUUGCACACUGUGCCAAUCAGCGUUCCACAGCUCUGCGCCGUGCCGCAGCACGGUCCGGACCUUCUCCACCUCACAGAAAACACUCCUCGCCGGCUCGGCUCGAAGCAAACGCAACAUCCGUCGCCUCUGAGCACCAGACGGGAAAAUGUUACAACAACUACCUUUAGGUUCUUAAUCGUUUUGAAAGACUUUUUAAAAAAGAAAAAAAUGAAUGUUUUAUCGUCUUCCUAAAUGUGAAGUGAAUUUGGCCACAUUUGAGGCCGCUGCACAAAGUGAAAAACUACAAUCCUCUUCUACACCAAAAAAAGAGACUCAAGGAGGUUAAACAGCCUUUUCAGUAUUGUAAAUGUUGUUUUAUAAGAUUUUAUAAAAUUGUAAAUGUUUUAUUGAUGAAAUGAUCAAUUCCUGUCUGUCUUAUCACAGAAAUUGUACAUAUUUAAAUGGUUGAAUA
Messenger RNA from Cyprinus carpio (common carp), 1987 nucleotides. RefSeq names its product F-box only protein 5-like. Gene Ontology annotation, cellular component: nucleus. Lineage: Eukaryota; Metazoa; Chordata; Actinopteri; Cypriniformes; Cyprinidae. The coding region runs from base 512 to 1666 and encodes 384 amino acids. The transcript has 6 exons. The record is from RefSeq and is a predicted model, not a curated record. Gene Ontology annotation, molecular function: zinc ion binding; protein binding. Gene Ontology annotation, biological process: regulation of mitotic nuclear division; negative regulation of meiotic nuclear division.